GUUUUGUUUAGAAAUAAUACUUAUGUUAUGUGAAUUGUUAGUGUUUUGUACGUGUGUGUUACUGAAAGUAUUCAACGAGUCAUUAAAUGGUGUAUUGAUGUAAUAUGGAGUGUCACGUGGAUUAAAUUACCUGAGUUUCGACUACCUUGGAUCACAUGUGGCUUUGUUACGAAGAACGUUAGUCAAGUGUCACGUUGUUCAUGUAAUGAAACGAAGUAUGCAGACUACUUUAUCCAGACAAACGAUCGGUUGUAUUGGAAAGUGUACUUCAGGUCUAAGUACCGACGAAUUAGAUCAAAUCACGGACAACAUAAACAAGACUUUAAAUCAUCUACGGGGAAGAGAGAUUUUUAAGAAAUUUCUACAACGACGCGGUCUCCGUGACAAUCUUGAGUGUUUAGCGUUGUAUGAAGCAUGUUCGGAAAUUAUCGAAAAGAGAGAUUCGAUUUUGAAACAAAGAACGUCGUUGGAUUGGUUAAUCAAGAAUGUCAUGCAAGUAAAAGAAAUGGCUGAAGAUUUGGAUGGUGUACCACAGAUAGAUAUGGCACACCUUGAACGUUUCAACGAAGCUUUAAAUAGCGAUUCGAGGACUUCUUUGCUUAGUUUAUUAGUGGAUACCAGAGAUCGCUGCUGUGAUCAUUUAAGACGCGUUCAUGAAAGCUUCAAAAAGUAUGCGUCGGAACCGUGUCCAACGACUAAAUAACGAACAUAUUUUUGUACAUUUUCAUAUUUUUAAAUCUUUAUCAAUGCAGGCAUUAACUUCAUUCGUAUAU
Molecule: messenger RNA, 773 nt
Organism: Eufriesea mexicana
Lineage: Eukaryota; Metazoa; Arthropoda; Insecta; Hymenoptera; Apidae
Exons: 3
Coding region: 206-703 (165 amino acids)
Source: RefSeq, a predicted model, not a curated record